Messenger RNA from Cordyceps militaris CM01, 1497 nucleotides. Its product is annotated as Amidase. NCBI's taxonomy places the organism in Eukaryota, Fungi, Ascomycota, Sordariomycetes, Hypocreales, Cordycipitaceae. The record is from RefSeq and is a predicted model, not a curated record. The transcript has a single exon. Gene Ontology annotation, molecular function: catalytic activity. Bases 1 to 1497 code for a protein of 498 amino acids.
AUGGCGCCAGCUGCUGCACAAGUACAAGUCCGUCGCGGCGGCGAUGACGCUCGCACCAUCCUGAACUGGUCGGCCGACGAGACCGUCGCGGCCAUUCGCGAGAAACGCAUCUCUGCCCGUCGCUACAUCACCACCGUCCUGGAGCAGGCCCAGCGCGGUGCCUCGCUCAAUGCCUUUGUCACGCUGCUUCGCCAACAGGCUCUCGAGGCCGCCGACAAGGUCGACGUGGCCAUCUCCUGCGGUGCCGCGCUGCCGCCUCUUGCCGGGCUCGCCAUUGUCGCCAAAGACAAUAUCAAUUUGGAGGGCGUUGCCACCACGGGCGGCACGCCGGCGCUGCAGUACGCGAGACCCAACAACACGGCGCCGAGCCUGCGCAAGCUCAUCACCGCCGGCGCCAUCGUCAUUGGCAAGGCCAACAUGCACGAGCUCGCGUUUGGCAUCACCAGCACGAAUUUCGCCCCGUUUGCCCUGCCCGUGCACAAUCCGUACGCGGCAAACAUGAUUCCGGGCGGCUCGUCUGGCGGCACCGCCGCCGCCAUUUCGUCCCAUGUGGUCCCCUGCGGCUUGGGCACGGACACGGGUGGCUCAGUCCGCAUCCCGGCAGCGCUCACUGGCAUUGUCGGCUUUCGCCCCUCCCUUGGCGACGGCGGCCCAGAGCGCCGCUAUGUCGACGACGACGCCGUCCUGCCCAUUAGUCACACCCGCGACACCGUCGGCACAAUGGGCCGGUCUGUCGCCGACGUGACGCUCCUCGAUUCCAUCAUUGCCGGCCAGCCUCGCCCCGAGGCGGCUAAUCUGGCCGGUGUCCGCCUGGGCGUUCCACGUGUGCUCUGGACCGGACUGGACAAGAAUCUAGAGCAAGUCGUGUUGAAAGCGCGCCAGCUGCUCGAGCAGGCCGGUGCCGUUCUGGUAGAUGCUGACAUUCCCGACCUCAUCACCCUCGACAACAAAAUCUCUCUACCUCUUGCGCUCCACGAACCCCGAACUGACAUUCCUGCCUAUCUCAAGGCCUCGGGCAUAAACAACGUCACCAUUGACGAUAUUGCUCAACGCAUUGCUAGCCCUGACGUCCAGAAACUGUUCAAGCUGGUGACGGACGACGCCUUUGGCGGUGCCUACAAUGACGCCAUCACAAUCCACCGUCCAGCCCUGAAACGCCUGUACGCGGAUUACUUUGUCAGCGCCAACGUGUCCGCGAUUCUAUUUCCCACGACGCCUCUGCCCGCUACACCCAUUGACUACACCAAUGGCUCCGGCACCGUCUCCAUCAACGGCGGCCCGCCGCAGGACACGUUUGGCACCUACAUCAGCUUCACCUCGCCCGGCAGCGACGCCGGUAUCCCCGGGCUGAGCAUCCCAGCUGGCUUGACGCGAAGUGGGCUGCCCGUGGGCAUCGAGAUUGACGGGCCACUCGGCAGCGACGUCCGCCUGCUGAGCUUGGGUCUGGCCAUUGAGAAGAUCCUGGGCCGCCUUCCACCACCCAAAUUAUUCGUCUGA